AUGGCAGACUUGAGCCUUCUUUUCUAUGUAUUCCUCACCGGUUUAGAAAUCGAAGUUUCCGCGUUCUUGCGAGUGGGAAAAAAAAUAAUGGGUAUCGCUGUGACAGGAAUUCUAAUCCCAAUGGGGAUAGGAAUAGGCCUGUUUUUUCUACUGCAAAAGUGCGCACACAAUCCCGCAACAACCGAGGGUUGCAUGUUCUGGGCAGUCGCACUCACCAUCACUGGCUUCCCGGUGCUCACACGAAUUCUGGCAGACCUCAAGCUCCUCCACUCAGAUAUAGGGAGAAUCGCCAUGUCUGUGGCAAUGCUCAACGACAUGUAUGCUUGGGUUUUUAUUGCAGUCUUGGUACCAGUAGGAGUCAGCCUCAAAACUGCUCCGUACUCGAUAAUUGCCAUAAUUUUCUUCACAUUAAUAUGCUUGUACGUGGUCCGUCCUACCAUUGAAAGGAUAAUUCACCACCACAGUUCAGACAAGGAACACUACAAUGAGUACUAUCCAUGUUUUAUGCUCAUCGGGGCAAUUAUCUGCGGAUGCAUCACCGAUGCAAUUGGUGCACACUCUAUUGUGGGAGCUUUUGUGUUUGGGCUUAGCAUUCCAAAAGGCGAUUUGGUGGAAGAGCUUUUAGAUAGGCUAGAUUGUUUUGUUCCGGGGAUAAUGUUGCCGAUUUUCUUUGCGAGUUGUGGGAUGAGAAUUGAUUUCACUAAGAUUGCAGAUAGCUCAUCAUGGUUCUUGGUGCUUCUUGUGAUAUGCUUCGCUUGCAUGGCUAAGAUUUUGAGCUCUCUGAUUGUUUGCUUUUUCUUUGAUAUGCGACUUCGAGAUGGUGUGGCUCUUGGAUUACUUAUGAAUACCAAAGGCAUAUUGUCCCUCGUUAUCCUUAAUGUUGGGUGGGACAAAAAGAUUUUGAACGACCAGUACUACGCUGUGAUGGUGGUUGCAAUCCUAGUAAUGACGAGUGCCGUGACGCCAAUCAUGUCUUUCGUCUAUAGGCCCAUAUCAAAGGGUCCGAAUAUUUAUGGGCUCAGAACUGUACAGAGAUCAAAUCCUGACACGGAACUCCGAGUCCUCUCUUGUGUCCAUACAACGCGAAAUGUAUCGGGUAUGGUCAGCCUCCUUGACGUCUCCCAUCCCACCAGACUAUCUCCUAUGACCGUCUUCGCCCUUCACCUCGUUGAGCUCACAGGCCGCUCCUCCGCCAUGCUUAUUGUCCAUUCUACACCCAGAUCCACUGCCCAUAACCCCAGCCGCGCCCAGGCCGACUCUAACCUCAUCAUCAAUGCCUUUGAAGCGUUUGAGAAUGACAACCACCUGGUCACCGUCCAACCGCUCACCGCCAUGUCACCGUAUGGUACAAUGCACGAAGAUAUUUGUAGCUUGGCCGAGGAUAAGCGGGUUGCGUUGAUUCUCCUCCCGUUUCACAAGCACCUCACAGUUGAUGGGCGAAUGGAGGACGAGAAUGCCGAUUAUAGAGCCAUAAAUCUUAACGUUUUGGCUCAUGCACCGUGUUCCGUGGGACUCUUUGUCGAUCGUGGAUUAGCGGGAGCUGUGCGUUCCGGCGGGCCUAAUGAUAUUGUUAUGUGCCACUUUGCCAUGCUCUUCAUUGGUGGCCCUGACGACCUCGAGGCACUAGCUUAUGCAUGUAGAAUGGUGGGGGACCCCCGAAUAAGCCUGACAGUGGUGCGGUUCCUUCCAGGCAAGAACGUAGUGAAAAUGGAGUCGGAAACAAAUAUCAGUGAAGGUGAGGAGAGACAAACAACGAUUGACGAGAACUAUAUAAAUGAGUUUAGGCUCAAGACGGUAGACAAGAAGUCAGUAAUGUAUAUAGAAAAGAUCGUGAACAAUGGGGAGGAGACGGUGUCCGCCAUAAGUGCAAUGGAUAAUAGUUAUGAUUUAUAUAUAGUGGGAAAAGGGACAGAAACGAUGUCACCGCUAACGUUGGGGCUAUCAGAAUGGAGCGAGAAUCCGGAGCUAGGGGCAAUUGGGGAUGUAUUAGUGUCGUCGAGCUUUGCCUUAAAUUCCUCUGUUCUAGUGGUGCAGAAGUAUGGUUCUGGGGAUCAUCAAAAUGGAGGCACAUUGCCCUCGUACGGCACAUCUAGGGGAGAGCAUUUCAGUAGUAUUCGGCAACGUGUGAUGGGUGGUUUAAUUUGA
Juglans microcarpa x Juglans regia is the source of this 2145-nucleotide messenger RNA. RefSeq names its product cation/H(+) antiporter 15-like. The coding region runs from base 1 to 2145 and encodes 714 amino acids. Gene Ontology annotation, molecular function: antiporter activity. Gene Ontology annotation, cellular component: membrane; endomembrane system. Lineage: Eukaryota; Viridiplantae; Streptophyta; Magnoliopsida; Fagales; Juglandaceae. Gene Ontology annotation, biological process: regulation of pH; proton transmembrane transport. The record is from RefSeq and is a predicted model, not a curated record. The transcript is spliced from 2 exons.